This is a messenger RNA of Meleagris gallopavo (turkey), 1742 nucleotides long. The record is from RefSeq and is a predicted model, not a curated record. Lineage: Eukaryota; Metazoa; Chordata; Aves; Galliformes; Phasianidae.
AUGGCAGCAGAGGAGCAGUCAGACAAAAUGGUUUCUGACCUGGAUAUGUGUAAGAAGAAAAGGUCCUCACACAACGAACUAGAAAAACAUAGACGGGCGAAACUCCGGCUAUAUUUGGAACAGCUAAAACAGCUUGUGCCUCUUGGGCCGGACAGCACCAGACACACCACUCUAAGUCUGUUGAAAAGAGCUAAGAUGCAUAUCAAGAAAUUGGAAGAACAGGACCGAAAAGCUCUGAAUAUUAAAGAACAAUUACAGCGGGAACACCGCUACCUCAAACGCAGGUUGGAGCAGCUAUCCGUGCAGGGCAUGGAGCGCAUCCGCACUGACAGUAUGGGAUCAACAAUAUCCACUGACUCUGAACAAGAAGUAGACAUCGAAGGAAUGGAGUUUACACCCGGUGAAAUGGACAGUAUUGGAAGUGCCAGUGAUGCUGAAGACCACUACAGUUUGCAAAGCGGCUCGAGCGAUGGAGGUUACACACAUUCCCGCAGACUGAAUGCCAGGCUCUCAUAGUGCCUGAGUUACCAGUUCAACUCAGGACCAUCUGACUGAAGCACUUAUAUAUGAAUAUUCCAGAGGUGUCAACUGCCACUCUUCCGGGAAACCCCAACCACAGUACUCUGACAUGGAGGUUUCUUACCCACGGUUCCCUGCACUGUAACCACAAUAUUAGAUAUUGUAAAUCAUGGGUUUGCUGCAGAGAACUGUGGUUAGGUACAGUUGUGACUUAAAGCUAGCUUGAUGUAGCUCUACUGCAAAUUAAAGAAAAGAAAUUGUCAUUCCAUUCAAGAAGUAUUAAAUUCAAACUGUUGGAAGCAUGGCAUAAGGAAGUUUAACAAUUAUUUUGAUUUUGCAGAAACCAUUUUCAAACAUGGAAGAAUGAAUGGAAACUACCAUAUGUUAGUGAUUCAGAGAUACAGAAACCUAAAACUACUUUUUGUGGUAUUUUUACAUGGAAAAAAAAAGAAAAUUGAACCCUGUAUAGCAGGCUCUGUUGUAUCAAUUCUUUCAGCAGUUGUUGUUUGGGUAAAGCAGGCAGAUAAACCUUCAAAAUGCAGAUGAUCUUUAGAAAAGGUCAUAUUUACAAGUCACUACUGUACUUCAAAAUGGGGGAAAAGCCAGCUCUAGUAAUGACUUCAUGUGGGAUGAUCUCAACUUUCUUCUGCUUUUUUGUAUUCAGUAUCCAACCAGCAGCAAAUCAUUCCAUCCAUGUUAACAGGAGGAGUAGAAUGCAGCACUGCAGUUUGGACCUGUUACUGUGGAAUGGAUGACAUUGAAGCAUUUCAGUGUUUUUGGUGGUUGUUUUUUUUUCAUUUCUUUGCCUGAAAAUACAGAACUCAAGUGAUCCAGAUUGUGAUAGCUAAUCUUUUCCUUGCAGGGAAAUGAAAUUUCUGUUUGCUUGUAUUUUUUUUCUUUUUACACAUGUCAAUACAUUUUUAUGGAAGGCAUGGCUUAAAAAUACAGUAUUCAGCUAGAAGAUAAUUAAUCCUUUUUUCUUUUGCACACUAUAAUUGCAUUUUCUAUUCUUAAAAAAGUGCAAAAAAUUUAAAUGUAUGCUGUAAAACAGCAAAGUUUAUUUAGUACUCAUCAAGCUGUUCAGAACAUAUUUACCCAAAUUAUAGCAAUACUAUGAAGAUGUAUUUUAAUACAACUUCUGCUUAGUGAAGUCAUUAGAGCUUGGCUUGCCGGGUAAGAAAAAACGGACCAGUCUUUGCAUUACCUGUUUAAAGAAGGUCUUU